This is a messenger RNA of Candidula unifasciata, 483 nucleotides long. NCBI's taxonomy places the organism in Eukaryota, Metazoa, Mollusca, Gastropoda, Stylommatophora, Geomitridae. The record is from the annotation of a GenBank genome assembly.
AUGGCCAAAUCCGUUCUCUUUGUAUGCUUUGGCAACAUAUGUAGAUCAACUAUGGCUGAGGCACUAUUUAAAGAUUACCUGAGCCGACAAGGAGAGGCAGACCAGUGGAACGUUGACAGUGCAGGUCAUGGAAAAUGGCACCUGGGGGAGCAGCCAGAGCCCCGGACAUUACAAGUGCUGGAGGAGCAUGGGAUCAAGGGAUACACCCACACAGCGAGAUUGGUCACACCUGAAGAUUUCAACAAAUAUGAUUAUAUACUUGGGAUGGACGACUAUAAUCUAAGGAACCUAAAUGCCAUGAAACCUGAAGGGAGUAAAUGCCAGAUCCAGGCUCUAGGUUCAUUUGAUCCCUUGGGUGAAAAGACGAUACAAGAUCCUUAUUUUGCUGAAUCGAUCCAAGAUUAUGAAGAUGUUUUUGAGCAAUGCCAGAGGUGUUGUAAGGGAUUCCUAGAGCAAGUCAAACAGCCAGAAUCCUCCAAUUAG